Alligator sinensis (Chinese alligator) is the source of this 2780-nucleotide messenger RNA. RefSeq names its product syntaxin-1B-like. Lineage: Eukaryota; Metazoa; Chordata; Crocodylia; Alligatoridae. Gene Ontology annotation, molecular function: SNAP receptor activity; SNARE binding. The coding region runs from base 290 to 1276 and encodes 328 amino acids. Gene Ontology annotation, cellular component: endomembrane system; plasma membrane; presynaptic active zone membrane. The record is from RefSeq and is a predicted model, not a curated record. Gene Ontology annotation, biological process: exocytosis; synaptic vesicle fusion to presynaptic active zone membrane; intracellular protein transport. The transcript has 3 exons.
GUAAGAGCUUUUUACAGCCUAGCUCUCCUGAUCCAAAGUGGGAGGAGAUAGAGGGGAGGAAGAACAGAAAGUUGUAAAAGAAUUUCUGUUACAGGUCAAGAUAGAAAAGUAAAAAAUUUGUCAGUGAAGUGAAGACAGCCAAAGAGAAACAUUUUGGGAGUGUCGGAGUCCUCCACCAUUUACUGCAGUGACUGGAAGCCUACAUGAGCCAAGGGAGUAGUGCUAAAUAAGCUGGUUACCUCCAAGAGCAGACAUCAUGUUCUAGCUUCAGCUCCUAACUACAUCAGGAAUGACUUCACUGGGAGAGAGAGGACAGAUUUAUUUUGGAUUGAUACCAGUGGAUUCAGGGGAGGCAAGAUGUCGCCAGCAGCUGGAGCUGAAGAUGAAGGACAGGCUAGAGGAGCUGAGAAUCCGAGUUCACAAUGACAGGGAUUCUGUGGAUAUUGAUGAUGCCCUUUCAUUUGAUAACCCUGUUUUCAAGGAAGAUGAGACUGAUCCCAUGAGCAAGAUAUUCCAGGAAGUGGCUGAUCUUUCCCGGGCCCUGAAUAAUCUAGAGGAGUUAUCUGAGACCAUCGACAGGAAACAACAGCAAGUCCUGUGCUGUACCACUGAGGAGAGCAUUUCUAAAGAAAAAAAGGAGCUCAGCAACAUUACAGCCGCCUUCACCAAUGAUGCUAAAGCCAUCCAGCCUCAGCUCUAUGCCAUUCAAGACACCUUGGGUCGAGACAGCAAGCAGUGGCUGGCAGGACACCGCAUCCGCCAAAGCCAGCUCUCUGUUCUCAUCAGCCGUUACCGGGACAUCAUCAGUCGCCAUUAUGCCAAAGAGACACAGUAUGUGGAGAAGCUGAAGGAGCAGAUCAUGAGGCAAACAGAGCUAGCAGGCUUGAGCCUACGUGAAGAGGACAUUAAUCAAUUGGUAGAAAGCCCUGUGGGCCCCCGCAUUGUGGGCCAGGACCUAGAAGUACUUAAAGCCAAGCAGCACAUGGCUAUGGCUCAUGUGCGUCACCAGCAGUUGCUAGACCUGGAGGUCCAGAUCACUGAGCUGCACUCACUCUUCCUUCACUUGAACGUGCUGGUUUCAGAGCAGCAGGAGAUCAUCAACAACAUUGAGUACAACAUCAUGAACACGCUCGAUUAUGUCUCCCAGUCCAAGGACGAGGUGAAGAAAGCCCUGAAGUACGACCGCUCAUCGCGGCUCACAGCAGUGCUGUCAGCAGUGCUGGGCUUCUGUGCCUGUUGCACCUGCUUAUCCUGCAUAUCAGGGGCAGUACGAUGAACAUGGGAGGGGAUGCCAUCACUGACUGUGCCAGAGGAAGGGCAUUGCUGCUUUUGGUGUUGCACAGUGCCAAGAGGAUUGUGGCACAAACCAGGAUUACGGGCAAUGGUGUAAGUGUGCUUUGGCCCCACAGCUUCUCUUGAACAGAGAUUCCCCUAAUUUAAAGCACUUUUUAUUUUUAACUCGCUCUUAUGAGGAACAUGUUACUGAGUGCUUCAAUGAGACAUCGGCAGUCAAUCUGCUUCUGUUGAGUUUGGUCUACCUGCCUCAUGUUUCUAUUGCUGUUCUUUGAGGAUGGCACUGAAAAUAUGUUUUGGAGUUUUAUUUUCCUACAAUAGUAUCCCCAGGAAAAAUCUGAAAUGUGCUACUCAGAACAGGACAUGUGAGUUAAUGAACAAAUAUUAGACUGUUUUAAAAGAUUGGGACUUUAUAUUUAAAAAGACCAUGUUAAAAUGUGUGGCAUAUUGUCCAUCAUUACAUUGUGUAUGAAACCCAAUGUCUCAGUUUCCCAUCUUAAUGCUUACAAUACUUCUUCACCAAGUUUAACACCUUGAUUUAUGCACUGUCAGGUGUUUUUACUUGGAUUUAUCUUAUGGUGUUUGUAGUAUCAUGUCUUUAUUGCUGUUGGUUUUUUAAACAAAGAAGUGUUUAGUAUUCAUGUCUUUUCCAGUCCUACUAGCUUUUUUUUUUUGCCAUUAGCUGGAAAUAUUCCCACAGUCUGAAUCAAGUGCUUUGAUGUUUAUGUAAGUAUUAUUUAUUUUAAACUCCUGUUGCAGGACUGUGCUUUCCUUCACAUUGUGGGUAUGCUCUGAGGAAGAGGGGGGAAAGGAUUGAAUACAGAGUUUUUAAUCCUUUUGAAUUCAGUUUUACAGUUUGCUUUUGGAGAUAUUGUCAGAAUUUCAGAUUGUUCUUGCUUCUGAUUUGGUUUCUGUUUUCCAGGCAUUUAACAGACUAUAAUUAACAAGUGUACUAUGUUAUCAGUAAUUUUGAGAGAUCCAUUUGAUGCUUACCAGAUGUGUGGACUCACAACAUUAUAGUCCAAAAUUAAAAUGGUAUAUGUCUGUUGAUUCAGUAUAGUGCAAAACUAAUGCUAUGAACACAUUGGCAAAAACUCUCCAGGCAGUUUUCCCAAGUAUCUAAUUUAUAGUCAUCUUCAUAAGAAUGCAUACUAAUCCUGGAAUAUUCUGUGGGGAUUUUAUGGGAAAAAAUUCCCCACAAUUUAAAAAGAAACACCUGAAUUUAGAGAUUUCUAAUUGAAAAUACAUUUUGCCUGAAGCCGUAUAAACAAAUCUCCUGCAUGCUGCAUGCAUACUUGAAACUCUUCUAGUUUUUCUUCAAAGACACUGUAGAUGUAAUACAAUAGGAAUGUCUCUUUAAACAGAGACAGUGCAAUAAAGUGGGGCGAGGUAAAAUUUUCUCAGAAAUUUUUCUGUUUAUGUAUUUGACAGUUAAACUUGGCCAUGUUCAAGUUCACAUUAUUUCCUCUCUUUGCCCUAAUAAAAAC